Molecule: messenger RNA, 659 nt
Organism: Apodemus sylvaticus (European woodmouse)
Lineage: Eukaryota; Metazoa; Chordata; Mammalia; Rodentia; Muridae
Gene: Tmem258
Product: transmembrane protein 258
Biological process (GO): protein N-linked glycosylation
Cellular component (GO): membrane-bounded organelle
Source: RefSeq, a predicted model, not a curated record
AUGCCACGCGCAAGGGACCACAUCCUUUUCCUGUUGCUCAACGCGCUUGCUCCUGCCGACGUGUUCUUCCGGUGGCGGUCGGUGGUUUAUCCUGUGCGGGGCAAAAUGGAGCUCGAGGCCAUGAGUAGGUAUACCAGCCCAGUGAACCCGGCUGUCUUCCCUCACCUGACUGUGGUCCUUCUGGCCAUCGGCAUGUUCUUCACUGCCUGGUUCUUCGUUUAUGAGGUCACCUCUACCAAGUACACACGCGAUAUUUACAAAGAGCUCCUCAUCUCCUUGGUGGCCUCACUCUUCAUGGGCUUUGGAGUCCUCUUCCUCCUGCUCUGGGUUGGCAUCUACGUAUGAGUCUCCAAGGGUACCCACCAGGCAGCUCACUAAGUCUCUGCUUUUGUAAAUUAAUUUUUUACCAUUGCUACGUGUCCCUCCUGCUGUUUAUAAUAAAGGCAGAUGUGUGACAGGCCUGCCUCAUGUCCAUUAUGAGGGGAUGGAACUGGGGCUUCCUUGACUGUCAAAGUCCCACCUUUCCCACUUCCUAGCUGCCUUUCACCAGUUCCUGAUGCUAGAAAUUUGUGUCCUUCCUGUGGGUGCAAGGGCUAUUUAGCAGUAUCAUAUUGUCACUAGUUUAAGGCUUGCCUGUGGAUAAAAAAGGUCCGUGCCUA